This is a messenger RNA of Anguilla anguilla (European eel), 2687 nucleotides long. Its product is annotated as methylcrotonoyl-coenzyme A carboxylase 2. NCBI's taxonomy places the organism in Eukaryota, Metazoa, Chordata, Actinopteri, Anguilliformes, Anguillidae. Gene Ontology annotation, molecular function: methylcrotonoyl-CoA carboxylase activity. Gene Ontology annotation, biological process: L-leucine catabolic process. The transcript is spliced from 13 exons. Bases 91 to 1929 code for a protein of 612 amino acids. The record is from RefSeq and is a predicted model, not a curated record. Gene Ontology annotation, cellular component: mitochondrion; methylcrotonoyl-CoA carboxylase complex.
GCCGUGAGCAGGAAGCAAGCACUUUUUUCGGAGGACGGGGCCGAAAAAUAGCUGCCGCCGAAUGAACAAUAGUUCGCUCCCCAAAAAGCAAUGUACAGUCGUGCAAGGAGUUUGAGAACUACAUCAAGAUUACUUUCUGCGCAUAUUUCCUCUCAACCGCAACAAUGGGUCACUGACCUACACCUGCGAACAAAUAAAAACCGGUGCAUGGAGUUUUGCACACAUACAUGGAUGUCAUCAGUCAACCGGUGGCGACCUUUGGCCCAGAUAACGCGCGGACGGAUCCAGCAGCUGGCACCCACACGUUUCAUGAGCACCGGUGUACGGAGAAGGCGGUUGCCAAGUGCCUUUCCAGUUUUAGAUGAAAAACUUCUACCCUUUCACAGACAUGUAUACGAGUCAAAUUUACGGAACAGCAUAGCUUGUCAUCACAGGUACGUGGAGUGCGCAGAGCUGGUGCAGAAGGGCGGCGGGGACAGGGCGAUCGAGCGGCACACCCAGAGGAACAGGAAGCUGCUGGUGAGGGAGAGGCUGCGGCUGCUGCUGGACGAGGAGGACUUCCUGGAGCUGUCUGCUUUCGCCGGACUGGGCCUGCCGUACGGGGACAUCCCCUCGGCCGGCUGCCUCACAGGCGUAGGUAAAAUCAAUGGCCUGUGGUGUGUGUUCAUUGCCAACGAUGCCACUGUGAAGGGUGGCACCGCGUACCCCAUUACCGUUAAGAAGCAGCUCAGAGCCCAGGAAGUGGCUAUUCAGAACCGCCUUCCCUGUGUUUAUUUGGUGGACAGUGGGGGAGCAUUCCUGCCUCUUCAGUCGGAAAUCUUCCCCGAUAAGAAUCAAGGAGGCCGAACUUUCUACAAUGAAGCCGUAAUGUCUGCAAUGAAGAUUCCGCAGGUGGCAGUAGUGUGUGGGUCAUGUACUGCGGGAGGCGCCUACAUCCCCACCAUGGCUGAGGAGGCUGUGAUGGUGCAUAGGAUAGGGAACAUAUUCCUAGGCGGGCCCCCCCUGGUGAAAGCGGCCACCGGGGAGGAGGUGUCUCCAGAGGACCUGGGAGGAGCCAGAUUGCAUGCAGAAGUGAGUGGCUGUGUGGACUACUUUGCUGCUUUGGAAGGGGAGGCGUAUGAGUACACCCGAAACAUCAUCUCCACCCUCAAUUUUGAGUUGCCCGAGGACGAGGGCCCGACCGCGGAGGAGCCCCUGCACCCCGCGGAGGAGCUGAAGGGCCUUGCCCCUCGGGACUACAACCACAGCCUGGACGUCAAACUGGUUUUGAGUCGUCUGACAGAUGGCAGCAGGUUUCAGGAAUUCAAAGCGCGCUACGGCACUACGCUUGUGACCGGUUUCGCCAAAAUUGAGGGCCAUCUGGUCGGCAUCGUGGCCAACAAUGGAGAGCUGCUGUAUGAGGCGGCUCUGAAGGGCUGCCACUUUGUGCAGUUGUGCGACCAGCGAGACAUCCCCUUAAUUUUCCUGCAGAACACCGCCCCUUGUCCGGCACCUACACCGUCUCUGUUCAAGGCAGAAUGCAAUACCAACAGACUGAAGGCCCAGGGGUCCAUGAUGUCUGCUGUGGCGUGUGCCUCCACACCAAAGAUUACUGUGGUCAUUGGAGGUUGCCAUGGUGCUGAAAGUUACGCUAUGUGCGGGAGGUCGUUUGACCCCAACUUUCUGUUCUUAUGGCCCAAUGCCAGAGUGUCUCUGCUGGCUCCUGGGCAUUCAGGAGAUCUGGCACAGGAGGACAAGGUCGACACGCACUUCCACAACAAGUUGGAAAAAGAAAGCUCUGCAUUCUUUGCCACUGCAAGACUGUGGGAUGAUGGGGUCAUCCUGCCUGAAGACACAAGGAAGGUGUUGGGCAAUUGCUUGAAGAUCAUCAAACAACAAGAGUACCAGCUUUCCACAGAAAAACGAAGGUCCCCGUUACUUCGAAUCUAAUACUGCAUUGGAAGUGCCUUUUCCUACUAGGGCCUUUUUUGAGGAGACUAUUUACAAAUGUCAACAAAACAGCUACUACUGAUUUAAUUUUAGCCAUGAUUAGCAUUUUUAUAGCAUUUGUUCCAGUCUUUGGAACUAUGACUGUAAGUGGGUGCUAUAGACAAAUGAGACCAAUAAUAACCUUUUGUACACCACUAGCAUGUUUGGUAUUAAAAGAAAGAUGUAAACCAGGAAAACACCUAAUUCCUGCCUUUGGGCCUGUUUUGCUGCCAGUGGUCCAAAGGCUCUUGUUAAGAUCAGUGGUAUAGUGAAUUCCACCAUGCACCAGGACAUUUUAGUCAAAAACCUAUUUGAUGGACUUUCCAAUGAGUCAGAGACUCGAAACGUACUAAAAGGCAACGCAGAAAUGGUUCUGUGAAAACAGAAUCAAUGUUUAUAAAUCUCUAUGUCUCUGGAUAAAACUGUGGUCUGAAUUGAAGAGGGCAGUCCAUAACUGCAAACUAAAGGAUUUCAAAGAUCUUGAAAUGUUUUGCAUGGAGGAAUGGGUAAAGAUGCCUCCAUAUCUGUCCUCCAGCCUUAUCAAGCAUUACAGGAAAAGGCUUUGUGCUGUUAUCCUUGCCAGGGUAGUCUGCACCAAGUAUUAAACGGGGGUGCACAUAUUUUUGUAAAUAAAUUAAUAAUUUGAAAAAUAUGUUAUUUUGGUUGAUUCAAUUGUGUCAUUAAUAAAGUACAAUAUUUUCCACAUGGGAAAAUUACAA